Messenger RNA from Strongylus vulgaris, 342 nucleotides. The record is from the annotation of a GenBank genome assembly. Lineage: Eukaryota; Metazoa; Nematoda; Chromadorea; Rhabditida; Strongylidae.
AUGCAGACCAAAUUGUCAUUGCUUGAGAUGAGACAAGUAACAGCUUUCGUGGCAAAUGGCUCAAGCUUGGAGUGUGGUUGGUCUCUCGCUAAAGGAACUAUAGAGUUAUUGGCCGAAAUUCACGUAAUGUUGGUGAAAAAUCUUCAGAUGGAAUCGAAAAUGUUCAAAUCAAAAGAAGAGUACCGAGCUUAUGUUGAAAAAUAUGAGACAGUACGAGUAGAUUUUGAAGAAAAAAUGGAACGGGCAUGCAAGAUGUUUCAGUCGCAUGACAGGUCUCAUUUUGCUGCCCUGCAGCAAUUCUUGCUGCUUUACGCAACACAUCAUCAAGAAGCGACUAUUGCC